Molecule: messenger RNA, 705 nt
Organism: Henningerozyma blattae CBS 6284
Lineage: Eukaryota; Fungi; Ascomycota; Saccharomycetes; Saccharomycetales; Saccharomycetaceae
Gene: LNP1
Product: Lnp1p
Exons: 1
Coding region: 1-705 (234 amino acids)
Source: RefSeq, a predicted model, not a curated record
AUGUUCUUUAGAAAGAAAAAACCUGUUUUAGAGCAAUAUACAAAUGAUUUGAAAACUAUCACCAAAACUAUCCAUAAAUUGGAAAAUAAAUUAAGGAGGAAAAGGUAUUUCAAUGAUAACUUAAACUUAUAUAUCUUAUGGUAUGGAUCCUUGGUCAUCUUGCUAUGCCAAUGCCUUUUAUAUUUCUACUACCAUACUACUAGCUUUAAGAUCAAUUGUUUAUCAAUAUUUAUAUCCAUUAUUAUAUUAUACUUACUUCGAUUAUUAUUAUUUAAAAUAAACGAAUGGUCUAUUAAAAGGUAUUCAUUAAAAUUAGUAUCGCUUAAAGAAAGACAUCAAUUAAAAAUAAAUGAAUUGAAGAAUGAAACAAACUUUAAUAUGACUAAUAUAAUUAUAAAUCGAUUCUCUUCAGGUGAUUCAAAAGCUGAAGAUGCCAUUGAAUUAAUUGAUGAUGAAUUAAAAGAAAAAAAAUUGCAAUUAGAAAAUCUUGAGAAAAAUUUAAGAUUAUUAGAAUCACAAAAGGAUAAAUUAAGUGAAGAUAAAUGGUUUGAUAAAGUCAUUAGCACGUUAGCCGGUGGAAAUGAUAUAAAUAAUAUGUUUGUUCCAGAAGUUUGUAAGAAAUGCGGCUGUUUUAAUGGUGUAUUUAAAUUAGCUAAUAGAGAAGUUCAUUGGGUUUGUCCUGAUUGUAAGUUCGAAAAUAAAUAG